AUGCCCCCAGCUUCCUCAGACCGCUUCAUUCUUCUUCCUUCUACCUAUCUUCCAUCGAGGGACCCCACAUCAACCGUCACCCUCCAGAGUCUCAUCGAUGUCUCGGACCGCAUCCAAGACGAUGCCAGAGAAACCCUUCCCUUCAAAUUCGACGAGUGUUCAUAUGGUAAGGGGCACCUCAGGCAGUCUGUGUGGUCGUGUAUAGACUGUGGCGGGAAGGGUGUAUGUUAUGGCUGUUCUAUCUCGUGCCACGGCGAGCACAAACUUGUGGAGCUUUGGACGAAGCGCUCUUUUAGAUGCGAUUGUCCGACGACGAGCAUGCAGCCUGAGCCGCCAGCCGGCAACCAGGUCAAGAGGCGUCGAUGCGCUCUUUAUCCUCCUGAGAUACAACCCCAGUCUCCCAAUCACAAGAAUAAGUAUACCCAUAACUUCGAAGGAGAGUUCUGCAGGUGCGGGAGGGAUUAUAAUGCAGAAACUGAAGAAGAGGCGAUGCUGUCUUGUCUUGGUUGUGAGGAUUGGUUCCAUGAAAGCUGUCUGAAUCUCCUGCUUCCUGCUUCCAUAAAAUCUGAGGCGAUUACAGAACAGCUACCCACUCCUGUGACUGCAUCCUCUCAACCUUUAGGGGAGCCCGUCCCUGCAUCUUCCGCGCCCUCUGUUGAUGCGCAAGCUGCCGAGGAGGAAGACGACGACGACGAAAGAGUCCUUAUCCCUUCCGACACAUAUGACUCCCUCAUCUGCUCGGCCUGCGUACGAUCGAACCCCUUCAUGAAGAGCCAAGCAGGCAAGGGCGGGUGGAUGAUGAUCGAGCCGUCGUCAAGCGGGUCAUGGGAGGUCAUCGGGAAGAGCGUUACUGGGAGCGAUAGCCAAAUAGUGGAUGAGAUGAAGAAUGGCAAACGGGCUCUUCAAGAGGAUGAAGCGGAUGCUCACGCCAAGAAAAUCAAGCUGGACGACGCAACGGUAAAAGCUAGUUCGGGAGAGGAGAUUUCAGAUUGGAAGUGGCAGGGCAAAGGCGACGUCUUUCUGUCUCAUGGUAUCCGCGAGAAGCUGAAAACCCAACUCGAUGAGUCUACUAUUGCCAGUCUGCCAUUCCCUUUGGAAGACGGCGAUAUCUACGAACCUGCCAGAGACGAGCAGGAAGAUCAAACCACAGAGGAAGUCAUGACUCAAGCACUGUCGAAUCUACCCAGGGUACAAACCAUCGAGGCUUUACACGGAUAUCAAAGACUGAAGAACAGGCUCUCUGAGAUGCUCGCGGAGCGAGCAGCCGACGGAAGGAGCGUCAGCAAGGAAGACAUCGACGAGAUAUUUGAACAGCUGCGAUCGGGUCAACAAGUAUAG
Molecule: messenger RNA, 1338 nt
Organism: Cryptococcus wingfieldii CBS 7118
Lineage: Eukaryota; Fungi; Basidiomycota; Tremellomycetes; Tremellales; Cryptococcaceae
Exons: 7
Coding region: 1-1338 (445 amino acids)
Cellular component (GO): cytoplasm
Molecular function (GO): zinc ion binding; ubiquitin protein ligase activity
Source: RefSeq, a predicted model, not a curated record